Messenger RNA from Nematostella vectensis (starlet sea anemone), 1780 nucleotides. RefSeq names its product probable flavin-containing monoamine oxidase A. The record is from RefSeq and is a predicted model, not a curated record. Gene Ontology annotation, molecular function: oxidoreductase activity. The coding region runs from base 196 to 1623 and encodes 475 amino acids. The transcript has 11 exons. Lineage: Eukaryota; Metazoa; Cnidaria; Anthozoa; Actiniaria; Edwardsiidae.
UAAAACACACAGAACUUUGUUCCGUCAUGUGAUUUUUAAUUCGGUAGGGGCACCAGGCAGGGGCGAGAAUAGUUUCCCAGCACUGUUUCUAGACUCUUUCCAAUCUAAUCAGUGAUCUGUAUCAAAAGAAAGCGUGUAGAAUAUAUAAACAUUGAUAGUUGUCUUGAGAGUUGUUCGAGAUCUAUCGACCGUAAAAUGGCAACCGCUAGUAGUGGCGAUGAAGACGUGGUUGUUGAUGUUGUGGUCGUGGGUGCUGGAACUUCGGGACUUUGCUCUGCUUACGAAAUCCUCAAGGCUCAAAAGGAUUGUAAAGUGGUUGUGUUAGAGGCUAAAGGCAGGGUAGGAGGUAGACUUGACACAAAGGAGCUCAAAACUGCUACUGGGACAGAUAACUGGGACCUUGGUGGUCAGUGGAUUGGACGAACACAGCUUGAUAUUUUAGACCUGAUGACUGAACUUGGCCUUGAGAAGUUUGACCAGUGGUAUGAGGGUGAUAAACUGGUUCAUCUGAGUUCAGGAGGAAUCAAGAGGUACUCUGGUGCUUAUCCAUCAAUCUCUUACUUCUCCUUGCUCGAUAUACACCGCCUUAGUAAAAAGUUUGAAAAGAUGUGUAAGGAAGUCCCACUAGAGGAUCCACACCUAUGCCAAUAUGCUGAGGAGUGGGAUGGUGAAACUGUCGAAUCUUGGGUUAGGAAGAAUGGCUGGACUAAAGCAUGCAGGGAGAUGAUGGAGGUAGCAGUUGGAGUGGUUUUUGGCGCAACUUGUUCCCAGCUUUCUUUGCUGUAUUUUCUACAUUACGUCAAUAGCUCUGGAGGAUGGAGAGUGCUUAUUGAAUCUGGCAUGAAAGGAAGUGCACAGGAGUUUAAAAUCAAAGGAGGUGCAUUCCAAAUUCCUGUGAUAUUAGCUGAAAAGGUUGGAAUGGAUAAAGUUAGGUUGAACCAACCAGUAACAAUGAUAAAGCAGGACGAAGACAAGAUCCAUAUCCAGACUCGAAACGGCACAACUUACACAGCCAAGGCAGCGAUAAUCGCCAUCCCCCCUACGCAAGCAAAUAAGAUUGAAUUUUCCCCACCUUUGCCGUACAUGCAACGCCGAAUCCUUGACAGCAUGUGUCCAUCAAAUCUGACAAAGUUCAUCGCUACGUACUCAACUGCGUUCUGGCGGGAGGAGGGGCUAUCAGGCGAGAUUUGCCACUCAUCAGAUAGUCACUGCUGUGAGAGACAGCCUGUAGGCUUCGCUAUUGAUGGCGCCAGCAGUAGCGGUAGUCCUGCUAUAGUGGGUUUCGUCACGUCAUACGCCGCCACACGCUUUACCAACAAAACGGAAGAAGAAAAGAAAGACAUAAUUAUCAACUGCUUGUCGAAAUACAUAGGGACAAAAGCGUUAGAACCUCUUGACUUUGUAGUUAGGGACUGGUCAAGCGUGGAGUGGAAUGGCGGGUGCCCUGUGGAUGUGAUGGGACCUGGGGCUAUUACUAACUAUGGAGAUUGCAUGAGGCAGCCUUUUGAGAGGGUGUAUUGGGCGGGUACUGAGACGUCACCGGUGUGGAAAGGAUACAUCAGUGGAGCUGUAAAUGCCGGUCGAAGAGCUGCCAAAGAGGUGUUGGAGCUGCUUUACAGCUGACAAUUUAUGAAAGAGCGCCAGUAUUCUACAGAUCUUGUAGGCUCCAUGUGUACUGAUAAAGUCGGAAGGGUAUACCCAGUAGAAAAAAAUGGAGAAACGGUUUUCAAGUUUUGAAUAUUAAGUGAUUUUUAGUUGAUUAAAAUGAUUAUCCUCCAUA